CCACUGUUAAAAUAGCUUGGACGUCUAUUUUUAGUCAAUAGCACAGAAUGAAUUUAGACACAACCUUCCUUAGAAUAAUUUCUCUUGAAUGAUUUCCAUCCAGUUCAGCUGAGACGUGAAGAGACUUGUUUUUACAAGUCCUCUUGGGUGUGACACUCAAUGGGGGUGAUGUCAUGACAAUGGUGGCAUCAACAGUGAAAGGGACCCCCUGAGGGUAAGUUUUUUGUAAAGAAACGGAACCAGAUACUUUUUAUAUUACUUGCCAGGUGGCACAAAAGAGGCUCUUUGCAAACUCUUGAUGUCCCUUUGCUUGUUUGUGCUAAAUCGGGACGUGCUGAAGGAAUGAGUACCAUUUCUUUUUUUAGGACUGAGAGUCAUUUAUUCCUGAUUUUGUGAGAACUAGGAAGUGGUAGUACGGUUUAACAGUCAGUCUUGUGCAUCACUUGGGCGUCGAAGGCUUUUCCUGUUUGUGUUUGGCUCCGUCCUGCCCACUUGUUGAGGGGUGUGUCAGCUCCCAGUAACUCAACACCAUUAACACGUUGAGGUUACAGUAACUGGCUAAACAGCCUCGACCAGUGAGCAGCAGGAACUCAAACGGUUACUCACACCCACAUGCCGCAUGCGUUGGCCGUCUGGAUCAAGCCAGCACACGCAUGAACUAUCUACCACGCUAUCUAUCAGCCUACUACACUCCUGCGGAAUGAGAGAAGGCGAAGACAGAGCAAGCAGGUGUUAGAAGUUUUAGGUAGAAUCUGAGAGUGUUGGAAAAUCCCCUGAAAGAGGGGGAAAAAGAAAGAAGGGAGAAGAAGGAAGGGGCAAGGAGAUCCACCCAAAUGUCUUGAAGCACCCAAUCACACCACGGUCUCCAGAUUGGAUCCCUCCCUCGUUCACCACCUGAGAGUCGAGGAAGUGCAAUUGUGCCUCAGAGCGUCUGAGGCUUUGAAGCAAGAACAAAGACGAGGUCUGAUGCGUCUGCUUAACUUUGAGGGAAAAGAUCCUCGGAAAACAAAGUACGCUUGAGAUGUCAACUUCGUGGAAGGAAAAAUCUGGACUGACUUGAGUAGGAAGACAAAGAAGUGAAGAUUUCGUGUAUUGACUCUGGAAUUUUGAUUUUCAUCAUUCAUUCAAGACAUUAUGAGUCUUAUUACGCUGAAGGGUGACUCUGAGGUUUCAGCAGGCUACUGAGAAAGAGAUUCGCGUGACAAUGAUGUCCCUGGAGGACUUCGGUAGCGUCGCCAGCCUCGUUGCUGAAAGCGGAAUAUCGGACUACGGUGACAACCUCUCACUGAGAAGCCAAAACCAAAGCCUGGAUCAGGACCAGGACCAGGACCAGGACCUGGAUGAUCAGAACCUAUGCCAGGAUGGGAUUGUCAUGGAGCGCAUCGCUUCAUUGCCACUGCCUUUGCACAUGUAUGAUCCCAUCGACUUCAAUGGGAGAUUUUCAAAAUUCCAGUCCCGGUCCAAAAGGCGAACACGUCUCAUCGUAGCCUCUCCGGUGGGACUGAAGACACCUGUCCCACCCGUCACAGGAAGUCUUGGAGAAAGGAAAGGUCCGGUCAUCAUGGCGCCCAUCAACGUGGACCCGGAAAGCAAGCCGGGCGAGUUUGUCUUGAAGAGCCUCUUCGCCAACUUCACGCUGCUGUCCGAGCGUAAGAUCCGCAUCAUCAUGGCAGAGCCGCUGGAGAAGCCGCUGAACAAGUCUCUGCAGAGAGGAGAGGAUCCACAGUUUGACCAGCUGAUCAGCAGCAUGAGCUCCCUGGCGGAGUACUGCCUGCCCUCUAUUCUCAGGACACUCUUUGACUGGUACAAGCGGCAAAACGGCCUGGAAGACGAGUCGCAUGAGUAUCGGCCGCGGGCCAACACCAAGACAAAAAAUGAUGAACAGCAAAAGGACUACUUGCUGGAGCGGAGGGAUUUGGCCAUCGACUUCAUCUUCUCCCUGGUCCUUAUAGAAGUUUUGAAGCAGAUCCCCCUGCAUCCCUUGCUGGAUGGACUCAUCCAAGAAGUUAUCAACUUAGCAUUUAAGCACUUCAAAUAUAAGGAAGGGUAUCUGGGCCCCAACACUGGCAACAUGCACAUCGUGGCUGACCUCUACGCAGAAGUGGUGGGAGUUGUGGCUCAGUCGAGGUUCCCAGCCGUUAGGAAGAAGUUUAUCUCGGAGCUGAAAGAACUGCGUCAGAAGGAGCAGAGCCCCUAUAUCCUGCAGUCCACCAUCAGCCUCAUCAUGGGCCUGAAGUUCUUCCGCAUCAAAAUGUACCCAGUGGAGGAUUUUGAAGCCUCUUUCCAGUUCAUGCAGGAGUGUGCUCAGUAUUUCCUGGAGGUGAAGGACAAGGAUGUGAAACACUCGCUCGCUGGACUAUUUGUUGAGAUCCUUGUACCCGUCGCUGCCACGGUCAAGAACGAAGUGAAUGUUCCGUGCUUGCGCAACUUUGUGGAGAGCUUGUACGACACCACGCUGGACCUGUCCUCCAGGAAGAAGCACUCCCUGGCCCUGUAUCCUCUGGUGACAUGUCUUUUGUGUGUGAGCCAAAAGCAGUUGUUCCUCAGCCGCUGGCACAUUUUCCUCAACAACUGCCUGUCCAAUCUCAAGAAUAAAGACCCCAAGAUGGCCCGUGUGGCUCUGGAGUCGCUUUACCGCCUGCUGUGGGUUUACAUGAUCCGAAUCAAGUGUGAGAGCAACACUGCAACACAAAGUCGCCUGACGUCCAUCACCUCCACUCUCUUCCCCAAGGGGAGUCGCAGUGUCGUUCCCCGAGACAUGCCGCUCAAUAUCUUUGUCAAGAUUAUCCAGUUUAUCGCGCAGGAGAGGCUGGACUUUGCUAUGAAGGAGAUCAUAUUUGAUCUUCUGAGUGUGGGGAAGCCUGCCAAAGCCUUCAGUCUAAACCCAGAGAGGAUGAACAUCGGCCUAAGAGCCUUCCUGGUCAUCGCCGAUGCUCUACAGCAGAAAGACGGCGAGCCUCCCAUGCCCAACACGGGCGCCACACUGCCCUCAGGCAACUCCCUGAAGAAGAAGAAGACCUACCUCAGCAAGACCCUUACGGAGGAGGAGGCCAAGCUCAUCGGCAUGUCCUUGUACUACUCGCAGGUGCGGAAGGCCCUGGACAACAUCCUCCGGCACCUGGACAAGGAAGUGGGCCGCUGCAUGAUGCUCACCAGCGCACAGAUGCUUAACAAAGAACCGGAGGACAUGAUCACAGGGGAAAGGAAGCCUAAAAUUGACCUUUUCCGGACAUGUGUCGCCGCCAUUCCGCGCAUCCUCCCUGACGGAAUGUCCAAACCCGAACUCAUCGAUCUUCUCUCAAGACUCACGGUGCACAUGGACGAUGAGCUGCGUCUCAUUUCCCAGAAUUCCCUUCAGAGUCUCUUGCUGGAUUUUUCCGAUUGGAGGGAAGACGUGCUCUUCGGUUAUACGCACUUCCUGUUGCGUGAGGUCCAAGACACCCAGCAGGGUCUUCAGGAUGCGUCUGUGAAGCUCCUGUUGCAGCUGCUCACUCAGUGGAGGCUGGCGUUGCAGCUCCAGGGAAAAAUGCGAGGUGGCGUGGAGGCGAGCCCCAGAAUGACUGAACGAAGCCCACAUUGUUCUGUACUCCAUGCUGUAGAAGGUCUGGCUUUACUGCUCCUCUGCUCGUGUCAGAUCAGCACCAGAAAGUUAGCAGUGGGCGUGCUCAGAGAAAUUCGAUGCCUGUUCACUGCGCUCGGACAUGCGGAGGAUGAUGACAAACCCAUGAUUGAAGUCAUGGACCAGCUGAGUCCGGCGGUAAUGGAAAGCUUCGUCCACGUGGCUAUUUCUGACUCUUCUACUUUACCCAUGAGCCACCACGUGGACCUGCAGUGGCUGGUCGAGUGGACGGCGCGGUUGGUGAGCAGCUCCUAUGAUGUGAAGAGCCCCAGCCACGUCUGGAUCUUUGCCCUGUGCUUGAAGGACCCCUGGGUGCUAUGCCUGCACAUAUUCCUACGGCAGGAGCACCUGCCCAAGCACUGCCCCGUGGCCCUGGGCUACGCCUGGCCCUACGCCUUCACACGGGUGCAGCUGCUGCUGCCCCUUGUUGACCCCAACAGCCCAGUGAAUGCGAAAAAGACCAGCACAGCCAGCUCCAAUGACAGCUCCAUGUCUCUGUGGCGGAAUUACCUCAUCCUGUGUCUAGGAGUGGCCAAGCCCAGUAUUAUGUCACCCGGGCACCUCCGAGCAUCCACACCGGAGAUUAUGGCCACCACACCCGACGGUAGCAUCACCUAUGACAACAAGGUGAUAGGCACGCCAUCAGUCGCCUGGCUUCUAAAGCAGCUCGUUCCACUGAUGAGAGCUGAGAGUCUGGAGAUCACAGAGUCAUUGGUGUUGGGCUUUGGCUGCACAAACGCACUCGUCUUUAGGGAGCUCAUGGAAGAACUCCAUCCGCUCAUGAAGGAGGCACUGGAACGACGACCUGAGAACAAGAAGCGAAGAGAGAGGAGGGAUCUUCUCAGACUGCAGCUGCUAAGGAUCUUUGAACUGUUGGCGAACGCUGGAGUUAUCAGUGACAGCACCAACGGCGCGUUGGAGCGUGACUCGCUGGCGCUGGGGGCUUUGUUCCUGGAAUACGUGGACCUAACCCGGAUGCUCUUGGAGGCGGAGAACGAGAAGGAGAUGGACGUGCUCAAAGACAUCCGAGCACACUUUAGCGGCAUGGUAGCCAACCUUAUCCAGUGCGUGCCUGUCCAGCACCGUCGCCUCCUGUUCCCCCAGCAGUCUCUCCGCCAUCACCUCUUCAUCCUCUUCAGCCAAUGGGCUGGGCCCUUCAGCGUCAUGUUCACUCCCCUGGAUCGCUACAGUGACCGCAACCAUCAGAUAACUCGCUACCAGUACUGUGCUCUCAAGGCUAUGUCUGCUGUCCUAUGCUGUGGUCCAGUGUUUGAUAACGUGGGGCUAUCCACUGAUGGCUACCUCUACAAAUGGUUGGAUAAUAUCUUGGCAUGCCAUGACAAGCGGGUUCACCGCCUGGGCUGUGAGGUAGUGAUUCUGCUGUUGGAGCUGAACCCAGACCAGAGCAAUUUAUUCAGCUGGGCCGUCGACCGCUGCUUCACCGGCUCCUACCAGCUAGCAUCCGGCUGCUUCAAAGCCAUCGCAACUGUGUGUGGGAACCGAAACUACCCCUGUGACCUGGUGACGCUCCUCAAUCUAGUACUGUUCAAGGCAUCCGACACCAGCAGGGAAAUCUACGAGAUCUCAAUGCAGCUGAUGCAGGUGCUGGAAUCCAAACUGUGUGCAUAUUCCAAGCGCAUGGUAGAGCAAAAUCCCGGUAACAUCUUGUACGGGACGCACGGGCCUCUGCCGCCUCUCUACAGCGUCAACCUGUCGCAGCUUUCCAACCAGCUGGCCAGCAUGUACCCGGAGCUCACGCUGCCUCUCUUCUCUGAGGUGAGCCAGCGCUUCCCAAGCACUCACUCCAACGGCCGCCAGAUCAUGCUGUCCUACCUACUGCCCUGGCUGGGCAAUAUGGAGUUGGUGGACACCGGCCUCCUACCACCCGCCUCCAGCCCCUGCACGCCAGAUGAGGAGGUCACGCGCGUGCCAGCUCAGAGUCUGGCGGGCGUGUCGCUCUUCCUUAGGGGCAAUGGCUGGGGCUCCUUGCAGGCCACCUCUUUGGUGCUCAACAACCUCAUGUUCAUGACGGCCAAGUACGGAGAUGAGGUGCCAGGCCCGGAAAUGGAGAGCGCUUGGAAUGCCUUGGUGUCCAACGAACGAUGGAGCAAUAAUUUGAGGAUCACCCUGCAGUUCCUAAUCAGCUUAUGUGGAGUCAGCAGUGACACCACACUCUUGCCUUAUAUCAAGAAGGUGGUCAUCUACUUGUGUCGGAACAACACCAUUCAGACCAUGGAGGAGCUCCUGUUUGAACUUCAGCAGACAGACCCCGUCAACCCUGUCGUGCUGCAUUGCGACAACCCGCCCUUCUAUCGCUUUGCCGCCAGCAACAAGGCACCUACCUCGCAAACCGGUACCACCUCCAGCAGCAACACGGUGGUGGUAGGACAGGAUACCCUGGCAGACACAGAUGAAACAAAACUAGUCAGGGAGAGUGAAGAACGCAGGGCCAGGGCGCACAAUAGGCUGGAGUCUCGCUACAGCAACAGCUCAGGAGGCUCCUACGAGGAUGAGAAGAGUGACCCUCUUCCACCAUACGCCGCAUGGUUGGUGAGCGUCCUGGAGACAAACCGUCCUCAGCCAUUGCCCAUGCCCAUCAACGGCGGCUGCUGGGCGCCUCUGGUGGACUACUUACCCGAAACGAUCACACCUAGGGGACCUCUGCACAGGUGUAAUGUUGCUGUCAUUUUCAUGACGGAAAUGGUGGUGGAUCACAGCGUGAGAGAAGAUUGGGCUUUGCACCUUCCCCUGCUGCUACAUGCACUUUUCUUAGGCCUGGACCACUAUAGGCCGGAGGUCUACGAGCACAGCAAGCGCCUCCUCCUGCACCUCCUCAUUGCACUGUCGUGUAACAAUAACUUCCAGGUGAUCGCGUCCGUGUUAAUGUUGACCAGAGAGAGCAGCGACAACAAAACCCUAACCAUCAAGUCCAACUACCACAGUGACCAUCAACACUCAAAUGUGCCCGACUUCCUGCGGGAGUGCCAGGCAUCACCUAUGGCGGAUUCUGGCCUCAGCUCCACAUCGAACUCGUCCUCGGCCAGUUUAGGCGGCAGCACGGCAGGCAGCGUGGGCAACCUGCCACUGGUCACGCCCGACGACCUGGAGGAUUUGGAGGACGCGCCCAACGAAACCGACGAGAAGACCAAUAAACUCAUUGAGUUCCUCUCCACCAGUGCCUGGAGUACUGUGUUGUUGUUGCUCAGAGCUGUGGGGCCACUGUGGGUGCACGAAGACAUCACGCCGAAGAACCCCAACUCCAAGAGCACCGAGCAGCUCUCCAACUUCCUGCGCCACGUAAUAUCCGUCUUCAAGGAGUCCAAGUCAGACUUCCACCUGGAGCAGCAACUGAGUGAUGUGGCCCUGCAGACUGCGCUAUGCAGCUCGUCUCGUCACUACGCCGGCCGCUCCUUCCAAAUGUUCCGAGCGCUCAAGCAGCCCAUUAACAACCACGCCGUGUCCGACCUGGUGUCACGGCUCGUCGAAGUAGUGGGCGAGCACGGGGACGAAGUGCAGGGCUACGUAAUGGAGGUGCUUCUCACAUUGGAAUCGGUGGUGGUGAACCUAGCAGAGUGUCUGAAGAACAGCGAUCUAAUGGCGGCGCUAACCAGGACAUCCUCCCCUGACUUUGCACUGAGUGACAAGCUGAUGAACCGAAAAAGCACAGGCCAGCUCAACUUCCCCGGCCCUGGGUUUGUGGGCUUGUCAUCGCAGCGCCAUCAGCGCUCCUACUCCGUACCCAAGAAGUUCGGCGAAUGUGGCUACCAGUCCAGUGACCCACCUCGUAGCGCCACUCUGGACCGCAUCCAGGCCUGCAACAGUCACGGCCUGGUGCGGCUGGGGAGGGGCCCCGGGUCCUGCGCCUCGUCCACCAAUCGCAUCGAUCCCAGCGUGCUGUCGGACCCCGGCCACGUGUCGCACCCGUCCUCUAUACUGGCCACUGUUUUCUGGGUGGCUGUCUCGCUCAUGGAGUCUGAUUUUGAGUUCGAGUAUCAGAUGUCGCUACGCCUUGUGCACAAGCUCUUAUCCAAGGUGCCUUUAGACCGAGCGGAGAACCGUGAGCGUCUGGAAAAGCUCCAGGCUCAGCUGAGGUGGAGCGGCUUCUCGGGUAUCCAGCAGCUUCUGCUCAAAGGCUUCACGUCCCAGGCCACGUCCGACCUCACCCUGCAGCUAUUCUGCCAGCUCACGCCAGUGUCCCGCGUGCCCGUGGUGGACAGCUCGCAGUCUCUGGGUUUCCCGCUCAAUGUGCUGUGUCUGCUGCCGCAUCUGGUGCAGCACUUUGGACACCCUACACAGUUCUGUAAAGAGAGUGCUGAGAGGAUCGCGCAGGUGUGUUUGGUGGAGAAGAACACCAAGCUUUCCCACCUGGCCCACGUGAUGACACUGUACAAAACACGCUCGUACACACGGGACCCUUUUUCCUGGGUCAGUGUUGUGUGCCGCUACCUCCACGAGGCCUUUUCGGACAUCACGCUGAACAUGGUCACCUACAUGGCGGAGCUGCUGGAUAAAGGCCUUCCCAACAUGCAGCAGUCACUCCUGCAGAUCAUUUACUGCCUGCUGAGCCACAUGGACCUAAGUGCAGUGCACGUCAAACAAUUCAACGCUGACGUCACCAAAACCAUUGAGAAGUUUGUACAAACAGUGCAUUGGAAAGACGCCUUGAACAUCCUGAAGCUGGUGGUGUCGCGCUCGGCCAGCCUGGUGCACCCAGCGUACGGUCACGCCCACGGCGACCUCUCCAACCUGGAGGUGAGCCGAGUGUGGGACGGCUCGGCCAAGGCGCUGCCCGGGAAAACCCUGGACUUCACCUUCGACAUUUCUGAGACGCCUGUGAUCGGGAGGCGCUUCGACGCGCUCCAGGGUUCUGGCGUGAGGGAGGGCAAGGCCCGAGCCAUGGCCGUUGCCCGCAGCGCGUCCUCCACCUCGUCGGGGUCCAACUCCAACACCAUCUUGGUUCCCGUCAGCUGGAGGCAACCGCAGUAUUCUCAGAAGCGCACCAGAGAGAAACUGGUAAAUGUUCUAUCUCUGUGUGGACAAGAAGUUGGACUUACAAAGAACCCGUCGGUGAUUUUCUCGUCCUGCGGCGACCUGGACAUGAUGAUGGAGGUGCGCGAGAGCGGCGUAUCUUCGGAGGAGGGCGGCACUAGGGAGGACACGCUGGACGACACGGCUAGCGAGCAGCAGUUCCGGGUUUUCAGAGACUUUGACUUCCUGGAUGUGGAGCUGGAGGACGGCGAGGAGCUCCAGGUAAGUUUGCCUCACGUUCAGCAUCCACAGCAAAGGAGCUUUUCCUCUCGCUGUUAUGUUGGUGGUGCGAAUGGCUCCUUUGCCUAUGUUGUUGGUGACUUUUGUGGGCUUUCCCUCCAGGGCGAGACGGUGGACAACUUCAACUGGGGUGUGCGGCGCCGAUCCCUGGACAGCACAGAGCUGGGCGACCUGCUGGAGGAGAGCCAGCACUCGGGCAGCACGCCCAGCCUGGGACACGAAGAUCCGCAUGAUUCCGAGGAGUCCUCUGAGGAAGAAGAGUCCUCCACCAGCCGGAGCCUUUCGCACUCGCAGCUGACGAAUCCAUCUCCGUCGGAUGAGACCAACCACACGGACUCGCUGUCCACGUCGUACGACACGUCUGCUGACCCGCAGUCUUUUGGCGCAACCACACCGGGCCAGGGGGUGCUGCUGCAUGACCACCUCAGCAGUGGCCAGGCUGGGGCGUGCGGUGACGACGAGGACACGCAGGCUCAAGACGACGAUCUGUCCCUGAGCACGAACGAGCUUCCCGCCGGCUCGGACUGCGGCGAGAGUUUUACCCUGGAGCUGCCCGGGCAAGCGCAGGCCCGUGCGCCUCAUCUGGACCGCCGGCUCGACUACUGCCAACCGCCACUGGACUUUCUGGAUCCAAACAGUCUGCCCAGGUUACGUGACGACGCUGACGACUUGGAGGAUUUGGGCUUCCCGCCUCCGCCGUCCCCGUUUUUUUCCGCUAUCUUAGCCGCCUUCCAGCCGGCCGUAUGUGACGACGCCGAGGAAGCAUGGCGUUGUCACGUCAACCAGCUAGUGACCGACUCUGACGGUUCCUGCGCUGUUUACACCUUCCAGGUCUUCUCUUCGCUCUUCAGGAGCCUCCAGGGGAAGUUCUGCACGCUAACUACGGACGUGGCCUCCUACCUGGGCGAGGGCCUGAGGGGGAUUGGCUCCAAAUUCCUCAAAUCAUCUCAGAUGCUGACCACCUGCUCCGACUGCCCCACCAUCUACAUUGACGCCGACACUAUUAUGUCUUACGGCCUCCUUGAGAAGAUGAAGUUCAGCGCGCUGGAGCUGCAGGAGUACCUGGACACCUACAACACCAGGGAGGAUGCAGCUGUCACGUGGUUGCGCAGCUGUAAGGACACAUUUCCCAGGUGCCCCGGCGACACCGUGGUGACCUGUCAACCUGGAGACUCUGAAGAGAAACAAAUGGAAUCUCUGGCCCAACUGGAGUUGUGUCAGAGGCUUUACAAGCUUCACUUCCAGCUCCUGCUCCUCUUCCAGUCCUACUGCUCACUCAUCGGCCAGGUUCACGCCAUCAGCUCUGUGCCCGAGCUACUGAACAUGUCCCGGGAGCUGAGCGAGCUUCGCGCCAGCCUGCAGGCGGCAGAGGCGGCAGUCGCCAGCGAUCUGGAGCACGAGCACUCGGCCCACUCGGUCCACGCCCACGCGGCCCACAUGGCCGCCAUGGUGGUGCCCAGUUUCCCCUCGUCAGAAGCAGCGGUCAAGGCCAUACUGGAGUGUCUCAGGAACCGCGAGUUCACCAAGGCCGUCCGCUACAUUCAGGAGUGCAGGCGUCGGUGGCCUCACGGCGUGUUCGGCGGCGGCUCCGAGAAGGAAGUCCAGACUCUGCUCAACGUGUACUUCCGGCACCAGACUUUGGGCCAGACUGGCACCAUCGCCCUGGUGGGCUCCCGUCAAGACCUUGGCCUGAUCUGUUCCAAGCUGCUGGAGCUCAACGGCGAGAUCCGCGACAUGAUCCGCCGCGCUCAGGGCUACCGCGUUGUCACCACCUACCUCCCCGAUUCCAGCGCCUCCGGGACCAGUCUCUGACAGCGGCACGCCGGGAAUUCCCCGAAGACCCCGGGGCGACGUACCGGGGAGCCGCCUCUCGUACGCCUCCCGACUACGCUUCCCGCCACCUCACCCAACCGAUUUUAGACUUUCCUCCCCUUCCGAAUUUUUCGCAUUUUGAUGCCUU
Messenger RNA from Corythoichthys intestinalis (scribbled pipefish), 10847 nucleotides. RefSeq names its product furry homolog b (Drosophila) (gene fryb). The coding region runs from base 1205 to 10699 and encodes 3164 amino acids. Lineage: Eukaryota; Metazoa; Chordata; Actinopteri; Syngnathiformes; Syngnathidae. Gene Ontology annotation, cellular component: cell cortex; site of polarized growth. The record is from RefSeq and is a predicted model, not a curated record. The transcript has 64 exons. Gene Ontology annotation, biological process: neuron projection development; cell morphogenesis.